UUCUAUGGAACGCGACACCACACAUGUCUUUGAACACUUUGUUGUUGUAACUCUGGUUUUUCUCUGUCUUACUCACUGAGUCAUAAAUCAUGACUUCAUCAGCCGUCAGAGCGGCUGCAGCACUGAGCUGGAGAGGUGGGGGGGAACUUCCGUGUUUGAGCAACAACUCAAACUGAACUGUUGUACUUCACUGAACUGUUACUGUUCUCUCAGUGUUCUCAGUGUUCUCAGUGUUCUCCUGUCAGAGCGGCAUCAGCACUGAGUAGUUGUAGAGGUCUAACGGGGGGAACUUCCGUAUUUGUGCAACAGUGAACUGUUCUCCGGCUCAGUGUUGUCAGUGUUCUGCUGUCAGAGCAGCUGUUCUGUUCUGUUCUGUUCUGUUCUGUUCGGAUGAGAUGGAGCCCUCCACCUUCCUCUACGACGUCCCUCCAGUGGUGGUGGAACAGUUGUGUAAGAUCCUGGACAGCGGAGACGACCGGUUCGGAUGGAGAGGACUAGCUAUCCGAGUUGUCCCCAGUUCGUUGGAAGUUCGCAUGUUGGAACGCACCGAGGCGACGGGUCGGAGUCCCACCAGGGAGCUGCUGUGGUCCUGGGCUCAGGAGAACUCAACGGUGCAGGACCUGCUGAAGGUGCUGCAGGACAUGGGCCACCACAGAGCUCUGCAGCUCUUCAAGGGUCAACCUCAAGCAAUAACGGAAACCUCCCAACCGGAGGCGAGUUCUGCACCUCAAGUAUUAUGUCCAGUGAGCUCUGCUGCAGAAAACCCGAGGCCCAUAAUAACUUUCCAGGACGUCAUAGAAGGAACCAGAGACUUUCAUCAUGAAAUGAGAAUCGCAGAGGGCCACUUCUCCGACGUCUACAGAGCGCAGAUAGGAAGUAAAACAGUCGCAGUGAAGCUUUUUAAACAGACCAACGUGGCAUCGUGGAAGAAGCUGUGGGAUAUCUUCACAAAGGAAAUGGAAAUCCAUCAUCUGUACCAACAUCCAAACAUCUUAGACUUGCUGUGCUGUUUUUCUGACGAGGGCCGCUACUGUCUGGUCUAUCCUUACCUCCACAACGGAUCGCUCUCCCACAGACUACACCAUCAGGGCGGAGAGCGACCUCUGUCCUGGCAAGAGCGUCUCACCAUCAUUAAAGGAACUGCUAAGGCCCUGUAUCACCUCCAUACAGCCCAGCCCUGCCCAGUGAUCUGUGGAAACAUCUCCAGCGCCAACAUCCUCUUGGACGACGACCUGCAGCCCAAGCUGUUCAACUUCGGGUCGGCUCGUCUCCGUCCUCAUUCAGCCAAUCAGCAGUGCACCAUCACUCUGGACACGAGGGCCCACGCUGACCUGGGAUACCUCUCUGAGGAGUACAUCCGAGACGGCAAGCUGUCCUUCAGCCUGGACGUCUACAGCUUUGGGAUGGUUAUAAUGGAAACAGUAACGGGACGGAAGGUCGUAGAGGAUGCACCGAAACAAAAACCACUGAGAGAUCUGCUUGUGACUGAGGUGGAGGACAGCGGCGGCGUGGACUCUUGUCUGCAGUUUUUGGACGCGGCGGCCGGUCGUUGGCCGACGGCUGUGGCCCUCGGCCUCCUGCGUCUGUCCUUGGACUGCACCGCCAGCCGCCACCGCAGCAGACCGAGCACGGAGAAUGUACUUCUGGCAUUGAGCAAGCUGCUUCCUCCACCGAGCUGCCCCCCCGCCGACCAACCCCACAGCCUGGAUGACAGACUCCCUAUUAACGCCCAGCUGAGCCUCUCACCCUCCAUACCUGUGGAGCACGAUGAGCAGCUCAGCCUCCCCGGUUCUCUGAAACCGGUGGGGGGGCCCUGUGAAUGCAGCCAGUCGGAGGUGACGUACGUGAGUGACACUAUGGGGGCUUCCGGCGAGGAGGUGGUGGUGUUGGACCUGUACAGCAGCGAGGACCUGUACAGCAGCUGUCCCGUUCAGUGCAGCUGCCCCGCUGAGACCGGCGGUCUGGCAUGUGAGGACUGCAGGGCCAACGGCUUCACCCCUGACCACGCAGACAGUCCUCAGACUGACGUCGUGGUGGAAAACGCAGCCAAGGAGAGAAUGAAGAACAAACUGAGUCUUUAUAACGAAGGACGGAUUCACACAGAGGAACUGUUCUCUGAGACGGGACUGUAGUAGUAGUAGAGAGACUUCCUGUUACACUCCUGUCCUGUUUCGUAAAGCCCACUCAGAGAUGAAGCAAGCGGGGCGAUUUGCAAUCCCUGCAGCCACAGAGCAGAACAUAGAAAGCAGCAUGUUAGAGGUAAAACGGACAAAACCACAGCCAGGAACAAGGCAAGCAGUCCUCCGGUUAGCUCGGCCUGUUUCACUGCUCUCAUGUCUUCUGGGUUCAGAUCCACUGUGAGUGAUGUGAUGGCAUUAAACCGUAUGAAACACAGAAUAACCCCGGCCAGGUUCAAGAUAAUAAGCAUUUUCUCAAAACUAAUAUUUGUACAAGUAACAUAACAGCAUCUUUAUUUAAAUACCUUCACGUUGUGGUUGUCUCUUGUGUUUUCAGUAAGGAGAAUUUUGGUUUCUUAUAUUUUAUUCUUACGACAUGAAACGAGAACAAAAGGUAGAAACGUUGCUCUCACUCAGGUUGAAGGUGUGUAUAUUUUUUAUAAUGCAUUAUUUUAAAGCACAUGUUGAUGUAAUUAAAGGUACCUUGU
This is a messenger RNA of Sebastes umbrosus (honeycomb rockfish), 2665 nucleotides long. It is a transcript of the gene irak3, whose product is annotated as interleukin-1 receptor-associated kinase 3. NCBI's taxonomy places the organism in Eukaryota, Metazoa, Chordata, Actinopteri, Perciformes, Sebastidae. The transcript is spliced from 12 exons. The coding region runs from base 396 to 2132 and encodes 578 amino acids. Gene Ontology annotation, cellular component: plasma membrane. The record is from RefSeq and is a predicted model, not a curated record. Gene Ontology annotation, biological process: protein phosphorylation; signal transduction. Gene Ontology annotation, molecular function: protein kinase activity; protein binding; ATP binding.